CAUUUUCUUGUCCCAGUCCGUCCAGCCAGACUGCUCCAUUUUAGCCAUUCAGACGACCGUGCUGCAGCGGUCUCCUUCCUUUUUAGUUUAAGUCAUUAACUAUAUUCUUGCUUAAACUCCGAUUCAGAUUAUCCAUAGCCAACAUCUACGAAACCCAUCUGUGAUCGAUUAUUGUUAAGCAAAAGAAUAUUAAAAAGAUCUGAAGGGAGACGCUAGAGCUAGCUAGCUACUAAAGCUAAUCCUAGCUGACUACUGCGGCUUUUCUCAGCUGACGCGACGUUCACAGAGCUGGAAUCCGAGUUUGUGAAAAUGAGUGCUGCCUCCUCCCAAAAAGUGGUCCUGAAAAGCACCACGAAAGUGUCCCUGAAUGAGCGCUUCACUAACAUGCUGAAGAACAAGCAGCCCACAGCGGUAAGCAUUCGAGCCACCAUGCAGCAGCAGCAUUUGGCCAGUGCCCGUAACCGCCGGCUGGCCCAGCAGAUGGAGAACCGGCCAUCGGUGCAAGCUGCUCUCAACCACAAGCAGAGCCUGAAGCAGCGUUUGGGGAAGGGCAGUAUCCAGGCCAGGCUGGGCCGGCCUGUGGUGGCUCUGAUGCGUGGAGGAGGUCCUGGAGGUAGAGGAGUAAUGCGGGGGAUGAGCAGAGGAGGCUUCAGAGGAGGACCUAGAGGAGGAUUAAUGAGAGGAGCUUUGUCUUCUCUGCGGGGGAAGAGAAUGUCUCCAGGGGGUCCCAUGCGGGGCCGGGGCUCUGCCGGCCGUCUGGUGAUGCGUCGAGGAGGCCGCCACCGUGGAGGAGCUGUUGCAAGAGGAGGAGUUCUGUCCAGAGGAGGAGCCCGAGGCGGAGUAGCUCGAGGCCGCGGUGGUCUACGGGGAAGAGGUGGCUUUGCUGGACGAGGUGGGCGGGGUCGUGGGCGAGGCCGAGGAGUCGGCCGCCCAGCUGUCACCCGAGAACAGCUGGACAACCAGCUGGAUGCCUACAUGUCAAAGACCAAGGGACACCUGGACGCAGAGCUGGACGCAUAUAUGGCCCAGGCCGAUCCAGACAGCAUGGAGUGACGGGGCCCUGCAGGACGGACGGCCGUGAAGGACUGCUGACGUCUGUCGCAUUGAUGUGCUGAGUAACACGGGAGGCGUGUCACAUGACCACUGGUCAUUCCUGCAUCAGCCUGCUGCUGGAGGAACUUUUUGUCCUGUAGAAUGAAGAGACAUUUAGAAGCAUCAUGAAGCCCUGACGUCACCAAACUUCCAUGUUUGUCUUUUUUUAACAUGACCUGACUAACUUGUUUUAUUUUUAUUAUUUAAUGUUUUGGAGACAAAUCAUAAAAUGGCCAACUCGUCAUAACUGAUUCUCAAUUUCAUCCAAACAAGACUUUGUUUGUGUUCAAACUGUUGAAGUUCUGUUAUCUGUGUAUCUCAAACAUUGCAAAGAAAACCUUUUCAUUAUCGUUGGUAUUGUGUUUAAACAGAAUAUAAAGAGUUUUAAGCCAAGUAGCUUUUUUUUCUCCCUCAUUUUACCUGUAAAAGGUGUUCGACUCGAUACUGUAAAGUGUUUGUAUCCCGCAGAACAAGUUAAAUGGAAGUUUUAAUUGAAAUGAAAAUGAUCUUCUGGGCGUCUUGAUUUCAAACCUGCUUUAUUAAACUGUUAACUAAAAUAUACAUGAAAUGAAAAAUGUUCUCAUUCCUUAAGUUUCUGAAAUAACUACCAUCGAUCAUUAAUAACUGUUUCUGUCAUGAACUGAAUCUGAUUGGUUAUCAGCACUUAUGUCUUUACUGACUAUAAUCUGAACAUUUUCCAUAUCAUGUAAACUAAGUUUUAGUUUUCUGUUUGACUCCCAAACCGAUGACUGGGAUCAGUGGGAAUCGUUCGGAUCAGUGCCAUUCCCAUUACCUUCACCUUAUCCAGGCAGGUUAAUGUACUCCUCAUUCUUCACUCAAUUUUUUUUUUUUCUUUAUUCCGCUUCAUUUUUUUCUUAGUUCACUGAAUGGCUGUAUUCAUGUACUUGACAAAAAAUACAAUUUAAGGAUGAUCUCAUUCAUUGGUCAGAUAGAGACCAAGAAAAGUACUUUUGUAUUUGCCAAAAAGGAAAAGAUGGAUGGACGGGUGGAUAAAUAGAGAGAUGGAAGCUGUUUUGUAAAGUUAUACCCGAGACUAUUAUGUUUGUUUUCUAAAACAUUCAUAUUUUAUAAACUCUUGGAAUUUUCGGUAAGUGUUUUACUUAGAUUGGCUAACAAAUCCGUCAUUUUAAUGCUAAUAAUAAUAAUAAAUAACAAGGCUUUCAUCGGUAA
Melanotaenia boesemani (Boeseman's rainbowfish) is the source of this 2283-nucleotide messenger RNA. It is a transcript of the gene chtopa, whose product is annotated as chromatin target of PRMT1a. The transcript has 6 exons. Bases 310 to 1053 code for a protein of 247 amino acids. The record is from RefSeq and is a predicted model, not a curated record. NCBI's taxonomy places the organism in Eukaryota, Metazoa, Chordata, Actinopteri, Atheriniformes, Melanotaeniidae.